UGCACAGAUAGUAAGCUAAAGGAUAAUGCAAACAUAAACUAAUAUAAAGAACUCGGAGUGCAAGCAAAGGGGUAUAUAGUACUGAGAAGUUUGUCUAUCUGGAUAGAGUCUUUUUUGUUGGGCUUGUAUACCUGAAAAUAUGGUGCGGCCGUUACUGCGAGGACACACGACUUAGGUAAUGUAAGCUAACAAGCGUUAGCAACAGCCUGCUAAUUUUCAACGUUCCGCAAGGCCGCGGAGAAAUACGAGAGCUGCUUCCUGUUCGAGCUUCAUUGAGGAUGUAGGUUACAUUUAGAUCCGCGUAGCACAACUACAGCCGUCAUCCAAGUAGCCGGUUCAGUGGUGUAAUCGAUUGCUUUUACAUUUCUUUUUAUUGAGCUUGUGGGCAACAUAGGUUGUUAGCUAUUUGGCUAGCUAGCUAGCAUGAGUGAACUGACGGAUCGCAAACAGUCCGCUGACUCUGCAUCGAGGAAACGGUGUCCAUCACCCGAUGCGGAUGAAGGCAGCACGAUCCCCAUCAAGUCCACAAAAGUAAGCGACGCAUUAAGUGAAGUGGGGAUUUCUUCGGAAAGUUGCAGAAACAGUGAAGCUGAGAGUAAAGAAGCAGCUGGGAGCGAGGGCCAGUCAAAAGACAGCGUGGUACAAGCAGCUGCUGCGCAGGCUUCAGGCAGCACGGAUGGCACAAGUACAAAGCCUGUCAACAACUCUAGUGUGGAUGGUGACGAUGCUAGGAACACUGAAAAGCCACAGUCCUCAGACUCACAGGGAUCAGCUGACUGUGCAAAGAAGGUUGCACGACCAGAUCCGCUUCUUUCAACUCCUCUAGACCAGACCGACUCAGCAGCCAUAGCAGCUGCUGAAGCACUUGCCAGUCUCACAGGAGGAGAUGGGGAAGACAGCAGAGAAACUCCUUGUUCCUCUGAAAAAGCUAAACAGGUGAAACAGGGGAGCAAACUCAAACAACGUGGGGGCCACCAGUCCUCUAAGGUGAGCUCUAAAACACAGGCAGCUGCAGCAGAUAGCUCCACAUCGGUGCACAGCACUGACAGAGAAGAUGCUGAUGAAAUGCCAGAUGCAGAUGAAGGUGAUGAAUCCAUAUCUGGAUCUUCCUCUACACCAAGCUCCUCUUUCCCAUCAGACAAUGAGGACAAUGAUGAUGGGGAGUGUGCCAUCGUCUCAGUUAAGAUGGCCCCAGAGAUGAGACAGUCAGUGGCUCUCCUGGCGCAGGUACAGAUGAGACUGGAAGCUCUCGAGAAGAAAAGCGCCCGGCUCCACCAACGGCUGGAGCUGAAGAUAAGCCGUCUGCGGCGCCCGCAUCUCGACCAGCGCAGCUCCAUCACAAAGACUAUCCCUUGCUUUUGGGUGACCGCUCUGUUGAACCACCCUCAUCUCUCAGCUCACAUUGAUGAAACUGAUGAGGAUGCUCUUAGUUAUAUGACUGACCUUGAGAUCGAGACUUUUAAGAAUAACAAACUGGGCUACCGGAUCCGCUUCCACUUUAGACGGAAUCCGUACUUCCAAAACAACAUCAUCAUGAAGGAGCUGCACCUCGGGAUGGGAGAUGCGCAUGUUUCAGGAUCUCCCAUGUCGUUCUCCAACCCCAUCCUGUGGCACCGUGGACACAACCUGACGGCCCACAGCGAACCCAGGAAGUUGUCACGCGGGGUUUACCAGACCUUUUUCAGCUGGUUCAGUGACCAUAGCAACCCAGGACAAGACGAUGUAGCACAGAUACUAAAGGAUGAUCUGUACAGAGACCCUCUGAGAUACUACCUCACUCCGCUUUGGGAACCGAGGGAGAAUGGCAGUAAUGCCAGCGGGGCCAGCGGGGCCAGAGCGGCUGAUAAUAGUAAUGGGGAUGACUGCGUGGUAAUCUCCGACUCCGAUGAUGAGCCUGGUGAGGAGACUGGUGAGGCUGAACAAGGCCACAGUAGGGAGGAGGAAGAAGAAGAGGAUGAGGAAGAAGAAGAAGAAGGAGAGGAGGAGGAGGAAGGGGGGGAUGAGGAGGAGGAGGAAGACAAGGGGCCAAGCGCAGAUGAGAGCCCAGAGGAAGAGGAUGACGGUGGAGAAAUUGUGAUUGACGGCUCUGAUGACAGUGAACAGGAGGAAGAGGCCUAAUGAGAAGUCAAGAAGGCAAGUCAUCAAGGGACCAGAGACCGGGAAGAUGAGAAGGAUGUUGAGUUUGAUGAAGAGUGCCAGAGCAAACAAUGACUCCUUCUUCCUGAUGUUGGUCAUUUUUAUGCACAGAAUAUCAGUUUUCUUUUUGUUGUUUUUAUACCUAAAAUACAUAGAAGCAUUUUAAAUCAGGGUUAACUGCAACAAUAAAGCCAAGGCAUCAUGUUUCCCCUCUAUUUUAUACAGUCAGUACUGUGUAUUCUGAUGUACACAUACUGCACUUUUUGCAAAAAUGUUUUUUUCUAGAACAGUUCAUACAAAUGUUCUUCUAUUUAAUGAGGGCCAUCGUAUGACAGCCUACACACGCGCGCACAAACACACACAUACACACACACACACAGAGUAAGACUUUGACCGCCACUACUCGUUGGCAUUAAAUUUUACAUUUCAAAUUCUUCAGACAAUACCGAAACGUUCCGAGGCAUUAUCAGUGGUCAUUUCAAGACAAAGUUUUGGCUGUUUGUAGAAUCAAUGUGUGACACUUUAAACACGUCACAAAGUAUAAAAAAUAAUGUAACGACAGUACAUUUCAGAUGCACUGAGUACUGAACCAAAAUUUGUUCUCAGGGAUGAUCAUGGUGGCAGUUUUACUGAAAGAACCUUACUGAUUUUGAGACAUUUACACACUCUGGUUAUUGUUGGCUGUGAAUAAGGAAACGUGUACUCUACUGUAGUAAAUAGGAAGAAUAUUGUUUUAAUAUGCUAUCUGUGUUUUUCCCUCUUCUUCUACAUGUUCAGUCUUGUUACACACCAGCCUCCAACCCUGUUAACGAUCUGUAAACCCAUCUCUGAUGUUUCCAAUCAUUGCGUAGUUUGGCCAAUGUUUCUGUGGAUUCCCACAUUUUUAUAACACGCUCCUACUAUAUAUGUAGCUGGAUUUUUGUAUUUUCUUUUCUAUAGACUUUAACUUAAUUUGAAUUUGCUUUCUAAAUCUUUCAAGGUUUUGUUUUCAUGUAAUGUGUUAAAAGUUUUGUGUUAUCUUCUUUCUUUUUUUUGGAAAAGAUGGUAUUUAUUACAUUGUUUUCUACACGUCCACAAUAUGGCAUGCCUGUGAGCAUGAGAUGUACGACAGGAUAAUUACAUAAUUUACAAGGCUGUGUAGAGGAAAUGAUUUGCUGUGCACAGUGUCAGUAAAUGUCGUUAAAUUCACAGCAGCAUUAUGGGGUGCACUGUAACAAAACUAGUAUGUGUAUUUGCUUACUUUUCCUAGCAAUGACCUGUAAAUAAUAUUUCUGCAUUGUCUUUUGGAUAAGGCAGUACACGUGUUUAAUCCAUUGAUAAAUUUACUGAAUAAUCGAGUUUUUUCAUAAACAUGAUCAGAAAGUUAUAUUUUGUGUGCUGUGUUUUAUAGAACACUGUAGUUUAAGGAUACUUGUUUGUUGCUUUGAUUAAUUUUGUUUGCUUAAAGAUAAAUGUUCACCUUUUGACUCAGACCUAAUAAAAAUAGGCAGUUGUUUCAA
Molecule: messenger RNA, 3635 nt
Organism: Scomber scombrus (Atlantic mackerel)
Lineage: Eukaryota; Metazoa; Chordata; Actinopteri; Scombriformes; Scombridae
Gene: tspy
Product: testis specific protein Y-linked
Exons: 8
Coding region: 424-2118 (564 amino acids)
Biological process (GO): nucleosome assembly
Cellular component (GO): chromatin; nucleus
Molecular function (GO): chromatin binding; histone binding
Source: RefSeq, a predicted model, not a curated record